UAAAAAGAAGAAGGAAGAGACGAUUCGCUGUAAGUUUUUAAAAUUCUGACAGAUGAGGUGUGAAUGAGCUGGAACGAUAAUUCGUCAGCAGAGUCCGACAGGGCCUCGGAAACCAAACCACUAAUGGAUGGGUGUGUGGACUCAACUCGGAGGCAUUUGUACGAAGAUAUCAGAUCGAAUGACACAACAGCAACUGAAACUGAACAGGCUGAGGAGAACCAUGACAGACAGAUGAACACUCCCCCAGCACGAGACGGGACCACUGUCCAAAGGCGGUCAGCACGGUCUAAUGAUGAAGAAGAGGAGGAUACACUACUGUAUGGGGCCAAACAUGUCAUUAUGCUGUUUGUACCUGUGACGCUCUGUAUGGCAGUAGUUGUAGCUACCAUCAGUUCCAUUACGUUCUACACAGAUAAAGGAGGUUACCUAGUGUAUACACCGUUCCAUGAUGGAGACAAAGCUGAUGCUGACACUGGAACCAAAGUCUGGCAGUCUGUGGCCAACGCUCUCAUUCUACUGGGCGUUAUAUGUGUUAUGACAAUUGUACUCCUCUUGCUGUACAAAUUCAGGUGUUAUAAGGUAAUCCAUGGCUGGCUGAUUACAUCAUCACUAAUGCUUCUAUUUUUAUUUUCCUACAUUUAUCUGGGGGUGGUGCUACAGGCCUAUAAUGUUGCAAUGGAUUACAUCACUGUGGCUCUAUUGAUGUGGAAUUUUGGGGUCGUAGGCAUGAUUUGUAUCCACUGGAAGGGACCCUUAUUUUUACAGCAGGCCUAUCUCAUUGUCAUCUCCGCACUGAUGGCCCUUAUCUUCAUUAAAUAUCUACCAGACUGGACCACUUGGGUGGUGCUAGGUGUCAUGGUUGUGUGGGAUUUAGUAGCAGUGCUUUGUCCAAAGGGUCCUCUGAGAAUUUUAGUAGAAACAGCACAAGAGAGGAACGAACCAAUAUUCCCUGCACUUAUUUAUUCCUCCACUGUGGUUUGGUCUGUUGUUGGAAUGGCUAAGGAUGGAUCUGACAAAAAGAAAAACAAGAAAAAGAAAUCCAAAAAUCAAGCACCAGCAGCCACAGCUGCUCCCGAUCAUUCCGAGGAGGAAGAUGAUGGCGGAUUUUCAGAGGAAAGACCUCCCAGACAUUUGUCUCAGAGCUCUGAAGAAACUGCCAGGGCAGUACGGGCUGCUAGAACUUUAGGAGAUUCAGAAAAUGGUCAGCGACGAAGUACAGAGAGAAAUCAGGCUACAGAGGAGGAAGAGGAGGAAGAAAGAGGAGUGAAGUUGGGGCUGGGUGACUUUAUAUUUUAUGGUGUACUUGUUGGCAAGGCUUCCUCCAAUGGAGAUUGGAACACCACCCUUGCCUGUUUUGUAGCCAUUCUUAUUGGGCUGUGUUUCACGCUUCUGCUGCUUGCUAUUUUUAGAAAGGCGUUGCCAGCUUUACCCAUCUCCAUUACGUUUGGACUUAUUUUUAAUUUUACCACUAGUCUUCUGGUGCAGCCAUUUGCUGACCGAUUGUCUGCAUCACAGGUGUACAUCUAAUAUCAGUGGUCAGUGGCCACACAGAGGGGCAACAAUAACUAUGUCAUAAACUCUGUUCUGUCAUAAAUAUCAUCCCUUUUAUAAUAUUAUCAAUAUAAAUACUUUAUUUUUGGUGUUAUAUAUGUAUAUAUAUUGAACAAGGUAUCAUUAAGUUUAAAUACUCUUGAGAGAUGCUUGUACUGUUUUCAUCUAUUGAAUUACAUGAAUUGCUCUCAAAGCAAAACACUCUUAUUUUAAGAUUUAGCUAUAGGUUUAAGUGCAAGCAGUACUUACAUGUACAAACGUUGAAGUACGAAAUUUAAAUUAUAUGAUGAGAAAUAAAUAUUGAGUUCGUGAUGAUCAAUAUCAGUUUGCCACAUUGAAUUUUUAGAGUAUUGGUAUUAUUUUUUUUUAUUUGAACAGAUCAAUUGUGCAUUCAAAUUAAUGUCUUUGUUUUUGAUUUCGUCAGUAAAUCGACAAAUUCCA
Saccostrea cuccullata (small rock oyster) is the source of this 1992-nucleotide messenger RNA. RefSeq names its product presenilin-1-like. The transcript has 11 exons. The record is from RefSeq and is a predicted model, not a curated record. Bases 64 to 1527 code for a protein of 487 amino acids. Lineage: Eukaryota; Metazoa; Mollusca; Bivalvia; Ostreida; Ostreidae. Gene Ontology annotation, molecular function: aspartic endopeptidase activity, intramembrane cleaving. Gene Ontology annotation, biological process: negative regulation of apoptotic process; calcium ion transport; amyloid-beta metabolic process. Gene Ontology annotation, cellular component: plasma membrane; neuronal cell body; apical plasma membrane.